AACUGGGGAGCCCAGCGCUCACGGUGUUGGGGUUUAUUUAGAAGAGAUGGGGUUUUGCGGCUUUUGGACCAAGAUGUCUCUUUUCUGGGUCUCUCCAGAGUCUUUGUGUGUGGAAAACAGGAGCGCAGAGCAAAGCUCAGCCUCUGGAGUGGAAGGGGAUACAUUUCAUGGCGUUUAAGGGUGCCUUUCCUUUGGGCCAAGCUUCCCCGGGAAGAGACAGGACCCUGAGUCAUUUCAGCCCAAGUGGUAAGAAGUUCCGAAGCAAGCCCCAGCUGGCCCGCUACCUGGGGAGCUCCAUGGACCUCAGCACUUUUGACUUCCGCACGGGGAAAAUGCUGAUGAAUAAGAUGAACAAGAACAGGCAGAGGAUGCGCUACGACUGUUCCAACCAAGCCAAAGGCAAGCCCGAUCUGAACACGGCGCUGCCCGUCCGACAGACGGCCUCCAUAUUCAAGCAGCCCGUCACCAAGAUCACAAACCACCCCAGCAAUAAGGUGAAGAGUGACCCUCAGAAAGCCGUGGACCAGCCCCGGCAGCUCUUCUGGGAGAAGAAAUUAAGUGGACUGAACGCUUUCGACAUCGCGGAGGAGCUGGUGAAAACGAUGGACCUUCCGAAAGGUUUACAAGGGGUUGGACCGGGUUGCACUGAUGAGACCCUCCUCUCGGCCAUCGCCAGUGCCCUGCACACCAGCACCAUGCCCAUCACCGGGCAGCUCUCUGCCGCCGUGGAGAAGAAUCCCGGGGUUUGGCUGAACACCUCCCAGCCCCUCUGCAAAGCCUUUAUGGUGACAGAUGAAGAUAUUAGGAAGCAAGAGGAGCUGGUGCAGCAGGUGCGGAAGAGGCUGGAGGAGGCCCUGAUGGCCGACAUGCUCGCCCACGUGGAGGAAAUAGCCAGAGAUGGGGAAGCUCCUUCAGAGAAAGAAGGAGGGGAGGAAGAAGGAGAAGAGGAAGAAGAGGAGGAGGAGCAGGACCAUGACCAGGAGAUGGAGAAUGUAUAGUCCAGGAGUUCCAUCUAAGAAUUCCCAGUAUAAACCCUAUCAGCAGGGUCAGCACAACAAUUUUCAAAGCCAAGAGUGUCUGCGAAGCCAAUUGCACCACCGAUCCGACUUAUACCUAUGAGUUUUGAUGUACACACUUCAGGAAACGUUGAGAAGCUGAUGGUUCAUUCAUUGCUGGGUAGUCUUGAAGAUGGAACUUGACUAAACUCUACUCCCCCCUCCUUUUUUUUAACGGGGUAGGGUAAUCGGGGAAUGCAAAAGCGGGAGGGAAUAAAGGAAUAUAAAAUAGUGGGAGGGAAAAUACUAGGAACCAAAUUUCCUGUCUCUUUUUUUUUGUGUGGGUCAGUGAUAGGUGAUAUGUUUUUAAGCUUUUUUAUCAAAGUACCUUUAACAAUGACCCACGGAAACAAUUUUCUCUCUGAGGCAAGUCGGAGAGAUGCUGUUUCACUCCUUGGCUACUCUGCUGUAGGCUCCUCUUUGUACCGACUGUAGGGAGGUCGUUUCACGUCCUGGAUUGUCAUUCCAUCUCUCACCUCGGGUCACAGAGUUCCCUUUUCCUCGCAAGACCACAUUGGUCUUGGAAGCGUAGUCUCGGAGACGACCUGCCGGUGCCUCUUCCACCCAAGGUUUUGAUUAGUUGGGGGAAGUUACACUCGAGGAAUUGGUCUUACAUCAAUGGCAAUCAGGUGUUUUUUUUUAGCUAGUUCCAGCCGUGCACGUUUUUGAUACGGAGUUGUGUGUCUGUCCGAGCGUAGCCGAGUAGGGUUUGGAAGAUAAAUAUACCCGCCCUGUGGUAUAUUUCCCUUUGGUUUAAGUCCAAUCAGAAGGACCUUCUCAACUGGGGAUGGAAGGAUGACUCAUUUCUGACUGACAAUGAGGAAAAAAAACUUCCUCCUUUCUCUUCUGGUGCCAAGAACCCCGACCUCUGUCUCCGUGUGUGUGGAGGGAAGGGGAUCCAUUCCAUAGGUGUGUCUACACAUCUGCUUUCCUGUGCAGUAAUGUUCGGACCUCUUUUAAAACAAGAAAGGAAAAAGGUUGAUUUUUCUAUAAUUGAUAUCUAAAAAAAAAAAAAAAAACAAACGAAUUUAAAACUUUUUAUUGAGUAUUAAAUCUUUCUUAUUUGCAUGUGCAGUGAAGUGACCAGCAUUUUGUGUCCAAAACCGAAAUGAUGUGAAACUUGCCUUAAUGUGUUUAUAAGUAUUUGGCUUCACCAUGGGUACCUUGGUUGAUUCCUCAGUCUCUUCUAGUACAUCAGUGAGCAUAUUGGGGUAACUUGGGGCUAAAAAAUGGAUUUAUCUGAGGAGGGGGAUGGGGAGAGGGGAAGGAGACGAGAGCUUAUAGUUUGGAGAACGUGUUGACUAAGUUGCAAAAGUUAUUUUAGUUUUAGGGUAUCCCUUGCGUAGUUCAUGCGUGGACAUCUCAGCUGAGAGUAUAAAGUGGUGGAUUAAAUAUCCUGCCACUGACCAAUUGUACAGGUUGUUGGUAUCCCAACACUUGGGGAAGAAAGUAGCUCCCAGAGCCUUUAUCAGGUGAGGAGGAUGAGCAGCGACACGGGGACCGGGGGCAGAACCAGCCUGGGGGAGUAGUUCAGCUUAGAGAGCGAGUAGGUUUAAGCUCCUUGAAGAAUAUCCCAUGCCAAAGCGUUCGAUACUGUAUUAACUCUUUUUCUUAAAGAUUUGAAAGUAGGAAACUCUUUGAUACUGCUCAUGUGGAGUACUGUGAGAAGACUGGCUUGUACUUUGCCGCUGCUCUACCGGGUCUCGCUUUGGGGAACCUUACCUGGUACCGCAGCCAGUGACAACUAUUUUUCCUUUUUGAACAGUCUGUUACGGUUAUUAUUCUGUAAAUCUGUCCUCCUGUAAUUCAUUGUGUUGAAUUAAAUGUUUCUCACAAAACAGAGA
This is a messenger RNA of Calidris pugnax (ruff), 2899 nucleotides long. It is a transcript of the gene MBD3, whose product is annotated as methyl-CpG binding domain protein 3. Gene Ontology annotation, molecular function: DNA binding. NCBI's taxonomy places the organism in Eukaryota, Metazoa, Chordata, Aves, Charadriiformes, Scolopacidae. The record is from RefSeq and is a predicted model, not a curated record. Bases 168 to 998 code for a protein of 276 amino acids. The transcript has 8 exons.